GAUUGUCAGGAUAUAAUCGGUCCUGAUUAUCAGAUGUUUUUAAACUAAUCAGCCGAUAGCGGGAAAAAUAGCCUUUACUGGCCGAUAAUAGGUGUGUGUGUGUGUGUGUGUGUGUGUGUGUAUAUAUCGGUAUAUCGGUGCAUCUCUACAUGAAAUAUUUUCAUUACUUUAAAAAUCUUCAAAGUUUAAUACACAUUUUUCGGAGGCCACUAUUAGGUUACAUGUGCAGUGCACUCUGGGUCGAUUACUUUAAUAAAAAGCUAGCCUUCUUUACAGUAAAAGAGAAGUGAGUCUAUAACACAUUGCCGCCACAAAAUAACUUCCUGUGUGACCGGAGUGUACACACACUGCUCGUUGGCAGAUGUUCCUGACACAAAUACUGGUGCCGCGUCUCUCUGGUGGUCUAAAUGGCAGUCUGUUUCCAGGUUGCUCAGUUUAAUGCAUCCUCUUGCUUGUGUCAGACCUUCACAACAUAUCUGGUCUUGCCUAUUCUCUACAGUGCCAUGCUCCCCAUAGGCCUGUCUGGAAAUCUCCUGUCUCUUUGGGUAUUCAUGGCAAAGAUUUCCACUAAAACCGCCACCCACAUCUACCUCAUCAACCUGGGGAUCUCAAAUCUGAUAUUGUGCCUCACUAUGCCUUUCAAUGCAGCCUACUACGCUCUCAGCACCAGCUGGCCCGCAUCCGGUCUGAUGUGUCAGAUAGCCAUUUAUGUCCUGACCCCAGUUCUCCACAACAACAUUGCAGGAGGCAUGUUCAUUCUCACUUGGCUGGCACUGAGUCGUUUUGCCACACUUGUCCAGCAGAACUAUGGCCAUCGCCCAAGCAGGUGCACCAAAGUCCUGCCAGAUAUCGUCUUAAGCAGACUGCAGAAAACUCCAUUUGCGCUGGCCAUAUGUGCAGGAACAUGGGCCUUUGUGGCGUUGGGGAUCGUUCCCACAGUGGUGGUUUACGCUACAAUGGAGACCAACAGAGUGGACAAUAACAGCGAGCAGGCAUGCUACAGUGUUCCAGUGGAGGUUGGUGGCUCUGGCUCUCAAGCAUUUGCCAUUGUAGGAAUCACCAUGUUCUUCCUCUGCCUGGUUUUGGUGUUGAGUGCCUACAUGGCUGUGAUCAGGCACAUCAACAGGACAAAAAUAAAUAGGGUCAUCUCUGACAGACAGAGGGUCUGUACAAGAGUGUGCCGCAACAUUUUGGUCAUCCAGAUUGUGCUCGUCAUUUGUCUCCUCCCAUACCACAUCUAUAAAGCUAUUUUCAUUGCCAUGGCACAGGACGACUCUCAGUCUGGAGACCUUCUCGCAGAAUGCCAUCGCUUUUCCAUGCACAUAGAAAUUAAGAAUGUUCUCCUCUGUCUGGCAGUACUACGCUGCAGCACAGACCCCAUCAUUUACUUCCUGCUGGACAAGACGUUUAAAAGGUAUGCAUGUGGUUUGUUUCGAGAAAGCUUUAACACAAGAGAGAGCCAAUCAUCCAGGACUAUGAAUGAAUUUGGACAGCUUAAUCAGUAUGACAGUGGUACAAUGAAACACGAGGCAAUUUCACAAUCAACUUCUCAUCGGUUUAAUCAUGAGGUGGAGUGAGAUGAUUCUAAAACAACUAUCGUGUUGGAGAUGUAUAGCGGAUAUGCAUCACAUUGUACUGCAAAGGAAAACUUACCUUAAGGAGGCUGCAUUCAUAUCAUACAAAUAAAAAGACUUUCAGGAUGAACCCUUUCAAAAGAGCUUUAACUACAAUGUACAGACUAAAGCAAAACAAAAAAACAAACAAAAACACCCACCACCACCACAAAAAAAAAUCAACAACAUUUAUAUAUAGAGGAAAUGGACAGCUGGAAGAUGAGAAUGAUAUGUGAUCUGUAAUAAAAUGUCUGUAACAUUUAAUUUUGUGCUAGAAAAGGAAUGUUUGGGAAUCUAAAAUGUUUUUUGUACUGUCUUUUCAUUUAAAAUGUAUUUAUAAAUUAUUAUUUUUUAA
Molecule: messenger RNA, 1968 nt
Organism: Ictalurus punctatus (channel catfish)
Lineage: Eukaryota; Metazoa; Chordata; Actinopteri; Siluriformes; Ictaluridae
Product: probable G-protein coupled receptor 82
Exons: 2
Coding region: 408-1577 (389 amino acids)
Biological process (GO): G protein-coupled receptor signaling pathway
Cellular component (GO): membrane
Molecular function (GO): G protein-coupled receptor activity
Source: RefSeq, a predicted model, not a curated record